AUGGCCACCUCGCUGCACGCCAUCGCAACCGCGCUCUUCUACUACCUGCUGGGAGGCUUGACAUUUCUGCCGCUCUGCGCCAUCAUCCUCCUGCUGCACUUUACCUUUACAGCUCCCGUGCACAACGUUAAUGAUCAGCAACAGCAACAGCAACAGCAACAGCAACAGCAACAGCAACAACCAUGCAGCGACAUUGCACACUCGCUCGCAGAUCCAUCUACAGGUGCGUUGCAUGCUGACCAGAAGCGCGCAGCUCUUGCGCUGGCCAAGGACAAUCACGCCAGGCAAAGGCAUGCCAUCGAUGCAGCUCAUGCUCAUGCUCAUGCUCAUGCUGCCGGCCAACAUCACACGCGCACGCCAGAGGAUGCAUAUGGCAUUGCUGCGCCAGACGGGUCGGGGGCUACGACGACUGGUGUGCCUUCAUCAGCCAAGCGAUUGGGUCCAUGGCCCGUAGCUCAUGCCAAACCUUUUAGGAACGGGUGGAUCGUGGUGAGGCGCAAAUUCGAGGGUCAAGCUGCAAGCGCUCUGCUGGCCAGUCAAGGCGCUUCCAAUCAAGCAGCCGCGGCCAAUGCUGCAAAGAAGGAUGGGCAUGGGCAUGGGCGAGCGGGUGAUCAGAGCAAGCUGGCAUCGGGUGCAGGUGCAGGUGCGGGUGAGGGUGCGGGUGCAGGUGCGGGUGGACAUGGUCAGCAACAGCAGCAGCAGCCCGCAUCUUCUUCGGGCUACAUGAGCGCAAUGUACAGGGGCGUCAUCAAUUACAAGCAGCACAGGGCUGCAAGAUCAUCUCAUGCUGCAGCACGUCUCGAUAGCGCCUCUUCAAGUUCAGCAACGGCGUCCGCAUCCAACUCGCGCGAUGCUUCUCCAUCAGCCAGCACCACCACUGCCACUCGCGACUCGCGCAACCCAACAUCCCAAGCAGCGGCAGCAGCAGCAGCAGCAGCAGCAGCAGGCAAUGCCGCCAAUCGCGAAUCCUUUCACGCCAUCCUCAAAGGUCCCGUCCUCUACCUCUACUCUUCCAGCGAUCCAUCCGCACCAGACACGGAAUGCCAUGCGGCCAUCGAUCUGCGUGGCAAGCGCGUCAGCUUGUACGUCGCUCAUGCAGGCGAUACGGCAGGAGAGCCGCAAGAAAUCUUUGACAAUCUAAAGCAAGAGGAGAAAUUGGGAGUGGUCAAGGCGGAACUAGAUGGCGCUCAUGUCGCUGCUGCUGCUGCUGCUGCUGCAGGUCUGCCUACUACAGCAAGCAGCUCGACGACGGUGACGGAUGAUGAGGAUAUCGAGGCGAUCAGCGAGAGCGUCAGAGCGCGGGCCAGGUCGAAUUGGAACAGGGCCAGAAGAGCUGCUGUGAGGGAUGGGGAGCUAUUCACCAAGCGCAAUGCGGUCAGGAUCGUCGCCAUGCCAUCGUCAUCUGCGCGUGCAGAUGCGUCAUCGGCACAAUACUCAUUUUCAGCAGCAUCAUCAUCAUCAUCAUCGCAAGACGUCGCUUCGAGUCUUGGAGGCCGCUCCAUGUCACUCGCGCAAUGGUUCAUCUUUGCCCGAUCUGCUAGCGCUUUGGAAGAUUGGUACCACGCACUGCUGCACGCCUCCAUGAUCCCAUCGGAUGUGACCGCCGCCGCAAGGCACAUCAACAACGCCUCGAGCAUCGACGGCUUGGCGUCAGACGCGCUCUCCGACGUCUUUUCCCCGCUAGACAUGGUGCGGCUCUUGUCCAAUCUGGACAGUAUCCCCGAUCCCAUCCCACUGCGCUGGCUGAACGCUCUGCUCGGAAGGAUUUUCUUCAGCAUCUACAAGACCAAAUGGUUGGAGGAGUACAUUACGAGAAAAAUCAUGAAAAAGGUGUCGAGAGUCAAGACGCCGGGCUACUUGGGAGAGGUCAAGGUGAGGAGCGUAGAAGUGGGCAGCAAUCCGCCUGCAUUUAGCAGACCGAUGCUCAGGAGCUUGACGGGCGAGGGCGAAGCUUCGAUGGAGGUGAGUAGGAGCAGAAAAGGAGAAGAGCGGGCCACCGUUGUGGCUUGAUGAGUGAACUUCGAUGCAUCCACCCUCCCUUUUUCAACCCGCGACAGGUCUCGGUGCAUUACACUGGCUCCAUUCGUCUCACCAUCAGCACCUCUCUCACGCUAUCCCUCGGCUCGCGCUUCAAACCCUACACCAUCAACCUCUUGCUCGCAGUCAUCAUCAAUAGUCUGACGGGAAAUUUGCUGCUGCAGAUCAAACCUCCUCCGAGCAACAGGAUAUGGUUUGGCUUCACAAAGUUGCCAGAGAUGGACAUCGAUGUGGAACCGGUCGUGAGCGAGCGCAAAGUACAAUGGGGAAUGGUCAGGAGAUUGAUUGAAGGCAGAAUCAGAGAAUUGGUGAGCUCUCACACGUGCGGCUGCCAGCUCACACAGUUUGGCUGGCACAUCGCGCGUCGCAGCAGCACGCCUGUCUUGACCGUUUUGCUUUCCCUUUUGUGCUAGAUUACCGAGAGCCUCGUGUUGCCCAACAUGGACGACAUUCCGUUCUUUGACACGAGGGCGUACGAACAUCGAGGAGGCAUCUGGUCCGAAGCGGGCAAAUGCGCAUCGAGCGAAUCAGACGUGGGCACGACCACUCAGGGUGCAGCCUCGGGCAUGGAGAGCAAAAAGGGGCGAGCAAGUCAGCUUGGUGCGCCUGCUGCGGAGAGGAGGGGAAGCGCACCAGCUGCAGUCGAGCCAUCUACCGAGUCUAGACUGAGCGCGCACUGCACUUCUAUGGCUGCUGAACCUCAGCUCAUCGACUAUGGAAGCUCGAAUCUGAGAAACAGAAAGGGCGCGCCGAGCUCGCAGAGCAUCUUGUCAGCUGCUGGUACUUCGCCUUCCAGCCCUGCGAUUGCGGGCCUGAGCAGCUUGCUCGCCAAAGAUCAGGCUGCUUCGGCCGCCGCUGCAGCUGCAGCUGCCGCGGGCAUCAACACUCCUACGAGCACGCCCGACGAAACGAGCGGAAUAGAAGUGAGCGGCGCGAGACCGGCUUCGGUGCGAUCCGUGCCUUCUGCUAUUUCCACGCCCUCCAAAAGAAGAUCCUGGUUCGCGCCUUCCCGUUUUGGAGUAGGUAGUGCUGUCGGAGGACUAGAUGGCACCUCAUCCAGUGCGAGCGUCAUCAGCUCUACAGAUGGCGGUAGCAGUGUGCCGAGCCAAAGCAGCAGCAUUCCUCCAGGCCUGCAAAGGCUGGCAGGCUCCAAAGGACCCAAGAGCAGCCUGGCUUGGGGAAACGCUAGCCUGGCGAAUGCCCCUUCGAAGGACACACUGAGCGCACGUGCGAACGAGCCAUCGCUUAGAGAGGAGGAGGAUGCGGAGCUUCCGCUCUCUGCUUCACUGGAAUCGCAGACUUUGAGCGCCAAGUCUCGGGCUGCGCUACCUGAUGCUGUCCCCUUCAAGCCUACGCACGGCCAGAAUCAAGACAGUAUCAGUUCCGAGCUGUCGGACGCUUCGGCCGCGAGCGGCAUCAGCGCUACGACAGAAGAUCUGCAAUCUUUUGCUGCGGAUAUGCCUAGCCAGGAUGAGGACAAUGGGCUAGUGGAAGCGCUUCCAGCGUUACAUCCAGCGGACCAAGUCUCCCCAAGCUCUGGCUCUGCUCUUUCGCUGAACACCGCUUCGUCUUGCAUACCGCCUGCGGUCCAAGUCACCUCACCGCGCGACGACCACGAUCCGCCCGAGACGCCGCGCGGAAUAGCGUCCUCUACGGCAUCAGAUCUGACAAAGACGGACGUGGCUGAAGGAGACGAGCUAUCCAAGCUGGCACCGAGCUUCGCACCCGUAGUAAGCAGCUCGCCCGCUGCUUCGCCGCAGAACUCGGAACCUGCUUCUCCGACCCUGUCCGACGAUCGGCGUCCAUCUUUGAGCCCGGUUGCCGUGCCGGAAGCCCCACCGGCGCGCGUGGAUCGCAGCAUGUAUGGUUUUGCUCCUCCGCCGAGGAGGGCACCGCCGAGCCUCAGCACGACAGAUGUGCCUGCUAGCACUUCGCCAUCCGGUUCGAGCGUUCUGAGCGCCGGGACAGGCCUGAGCGCAUUUCAUCGUGACAGGUACAAUACGACGAUUGCGAUGAGGGACGAUGCUUCGGUUCGGUCUGCCGCUUCCACCUCUUCUUCAUCUGCCACUAGCGCCUCUCCAGCAGGCGCUGGCGGCAACAUGACCGCUUCUGCGCUCUUCAACAAGGCGAAAGCUAGUAUGGCGGACAAGGAGUCUAGACAGGCCGCUGCCAAGGAGGCCAAAGAUGCGAUCAAGAGGGGCUGGUCCAAUUGGAACAGCAAGAGGGCGGAAGCUGCUGCUCAAAGCAGGAGCGGCAAUACCAGUCCUGCACCACUAGUACGGUCUGAGAUUGCCGGUCCUGCCCAGUCCGGCUCAGGUCUCACCAGCACCCCGGCCGAUUGGGUAUCGGGAGGAACACCUGACCUUCCUGGUGCUGGUUUCGAUGCGCGAGGAUCACCAGCAGGGUUCGCACAGCCAUCUUUCGAAGGGAGCUCAUCUGCCGCCAUGAUUCGGACGGGCUCCUCGAGCUCAUCCGUGGCGUCUACGUCUACCGGAGGUGGAGCUGGUGAAAAGAGGUCGUACAGGGAUCACAGAGAAGCUAGGAGCAGAGCUAAAGAUUCAGCUUCUCCGAACGUCAGUGGUAGGAGCACGCCUGUUGGGAAUAGCUCGGCUGAACGCGAGCGAGAAAGGGUGCGCGUUGCGAAAGCUAUUGCUGGGGGGCAGGUUGUCGAUGUGCAGCGCACCUCUGAUCAGGUUUCUGAUGGCAAGAUAGCUGCUUUGAGCGGCAACGGGGAGCCGAAGAGGAGCGACGUUGUAUCGCCAGCGGCCACAAUAGCAGAGGGUAGGAGCGAUGCAAGCGAUGCAAGCGAUAAUCCAGCGACCAGCAUUAUGCAGCAAACUUUGCCAGCGCCAGCGCCAGCGCCCAUCUCACCCUCGUCAUCACCGGCACAAGCUGCGCGCCCUUCGCUGUCCUCCCAGUCUCGGAACCCUGUCUCUGACAAGACCGAGGAGCGCAGGUCUUCGGCGCACUCUCAUACUGGACAACUAGGCUCUGCCGAGCCGAGUGGUGCAGCCAGAUCGACGAGCGGGGGCGCAAGCGGGAGCGGCAUCAAGACGCAACCUACCCGCUCGUCCAUGAUGGUGGUGCCGGGCAUACAUUCGGCUCAUCGCAUGGAACCGCAAUCGUUCUCUGCGCCUGCGCCGUCGCCGUCGCUGCCUGAGCUUGGCAGCGCGGAUGGUGGUGUUGCUAGUGCCAAUGUCAACGGAUCGAUGAUAUCGAACAGCAGCAGUCCCAAGAUGGGCAUGAGAUUGAACCUGUUUAGAAGUCCCUUUGCUGCCACCACCACCACCACCACCAGCAGCAGCGCUUCGGCCAGCGCUUCGCCUGCUCUGUCAGAGCGGCGCCUGUCCACGCCUCUUCAGGCGCCCAGCGUCGGCGUGGGAGAGACGCCAGCGAGCGUUGCAAGUGUAG
Ceraceosorus bombacis is the source of this 5448-nucleotide messenger RNA. Lineage: Eukaryota; Fungi; Basidiomycota; Exobasidiomycetes; Ceraceosorales; Ceraceosoraceae. The record is from the annotation of a GenBank genome assembly.